Molecule: messenger RNA, 1158 nt
Organism: Naumovozyma castellii
Lineage: Eukaryota; Fungi; Ascomycota; Saccharomycetes; Saccharomycetales; Saccharomycetaceae
Gene: CIC1
Product: Cic1p
Exons: 1
Coding region: 1-1158 (385 amino acids)
Source: RefSeq, a predicted model, not a curated record
AUGGCUAAGACAACUCCAAGAAAGAAAACCGGUAUGACCACCCGUUCAGGUUCAAAUUCCAAAAAGAAUACUCCUGUGAAUACUCCAACCAAGCAGAAGAAGGGCAAGAAGUCCACUGCUAAUGACGAUUCUGUUUUGUCCCAAGAUAGAAUUGAAAAGGCCGUGACUGCGUUGACCAAAUAUUUGAACAAGAAGGAUGACAAGAAGGAAGACCAAUUGAUUGAUGAUGAUGAAUUGACCAACAGUUUGAAUUUGAUUAUCGUUAAUAAUGAACCAUAUUCUGGUAAUUCUAAGAGCUUCAAAUCUAAGUUGAUAAAUGUUAAACAUUCUCUUUAUAAGCCAUGGAAAGAGGCUGGUGUCACUUCUAUUAAGGAUUUUAAGACUCUUUUGAUCUUGAAGGAUUCUGAUGUCAAGAAGGUCUCUGAAGAUGAUCUACAUGAUAAAUUGAACGGCGCUGGUAUCACCAUUGAUGAAAUUGUAUGUGGUAAAGAUUUGAAGACAAAGUAUAAGGCAUUCGAAAGUAGAAGAGCUUUCAUUUCUGAAUUUUCAUUGAUAUUGGCUGAUGAUAACAUUGUCACCACGCUACCAAAGUUACUAGGUGGUAAAGCUUAUGAAAAGGUGGAAACUACUCCAAUUCCAAUAAGGUGUUAUUCUAACAAACAAUUUUCUUUAAAAACUUUGACUGCUAGUGUCAAGAGAGUGUAUCUAAACCAACUACCGGUCAAGAUCCCAAGAGGUACCACUCUAAAUGUUCAUUUAGGUAAUUUAGAUUGGUUCAAAUCUAAAGAACUGGUGGAAAACAUUAAAGACAUUUCAGAAAAUUUUAUUAAGAAUUACAAGGUUAGAACCAUCCUUUUAAAGAGUAAUCAAUCACCAGUGUUACCUUUAUACAAUAAUGAAGCUGUUGUAGACGAGUUAGCUGAAAAGGCAGCCACAGAAAAGGCAACCCAAGAAAAGGAAUCUAACGUUGUUAAUGUUGAUGGUGUUGAUCUCCAAAUAUCAAACUUCGAUAAGACUUUGAUGGAACUUGCUAAUCCAGAAGAUUAUAGUUCAGUGCUUGGUAAGAGAGUUCAAACAGCUAAGAGACAAAGAGCUGCCGCUGAUGACGAAAAGAAGCAACCAAGUGAAGUCAAAAAGGUCAAAAAGGCUAAGAAAUAA